AAUUAAUAAUUAAACAAAUAAGCGAUUAUUAUUUAAAUAUAAAGUGGUAAAAAAUGUCAAGUGUAAUAAAUUAUUUAAUAUUUUUAAUAAUUAUUAAAGAAAGUUAUUCACAAUUACAAAAAAAUUUAGUGCAUAUUCAGGCAAAGGAUCCAGAUAUGCAUCGAAAAGAUGUUACAUUUGGAGGAUUCACAUUUUUACGAGGUCAAUUAUUUGAUGAACAGCAUUUAAAUAAUAAAGGAGUAUGUACUGGAAGAUGUUCAGAUUAUGAAAAUACCCAUUAUCAUUAUAAUGAUAGAUAUAAUAAAUCAAUAACUCAACAAUUAUUUAAAUGUUCUGGGCGUAUUGUUAAAUGUCGAAAUGUUAAUAAUUUUGAUAUUUCUGUUGUUGUGUAUGCUGAUAAUAAUAUGUAUAGAUAUAAAGUUAAUAAAGAAAGAAAUGAUUAUCAAAUACGAAAAGCUGAAAAUUAUCAUGACCAUUAUAAUUCUCAGAAGCAUCAUGAUUUAUAUACAAACUAUGAUGUUAAAUCUGAUUAUAAUAAUUGUGCAACAUGCAAAUGUUAUUGCGAUGAUACAACUAAUAAAAAAAUAAUACGUUCUUUUUGUUUGGACGCUGUUAAAUCUCGAACUGAAGACGGAUAUGUGAUAACAGGUUUACGAUUUCGAAUAAGAGCUAGAAUCGUACAUUUAGAAAUACAACAAGGUAAAUUGGUCAAUGGUGUUGUUGAUAGAAAUACUGUUCAUUGGUUUGCUAAAAAUUGGUGCUCACUUACUGGAGCAAUGAAUUAUGACAACCGUUCUUUUCAAUUGGAUGAUAUUAUUUUACCACACAAUCAAGUUUUAACAGGUCUCAUGAUAAAUAGAUACGAUCCUAAAACGAAAAUUCAUGGAUAUAGACUUGGAAGAUUUUCAUUAGGAGUUAUUGCAACAGUUUUAGAUAAUAAAGGAAAUCUUGACGUCAACAACUGGUUUACAUAUCACAGAAUACAAGGAUUUCGAAAAGCUUUAUUAAUAUCUGAUUCAAAUAUUUCUUUAAUAUCACCUUUUGGCAGUGAUGAACUAAGUACACCAAAUAGACACUAUAUUAAAUUUCAUCCGAGCGACUGGAAGUACGAUUUCGCUCAACAUAUUAUACCGUUUUUGGAUUUACAAGAUGUCGUUACUGAGCCACCAUCCCCAGUAUCUGGUGCUGGAAUUUAUUAUAAAAGUAAAAAAGGUUACGGUGGUUUUAUAGCGCCUAAAAUAGUUGUCAGAACAAAUCAUCGAUAUAACUAAAAAACAAAAUAAUUAUUAAAUUUAUUGUAAUUAUUUAAAUGAAUUAUAUUCAUCAAAGU
This is a messenger RNA of Microplitis demolitor, 1330 nucleotides long. RefSeq lists its product as uncharacterized. The coding region runs from base 54 to 1271 and encodes 405 amino acids. The transcript has 6 exons. The record is from RefSeq and is a predicted model, not a curated record. NCBI's taxonomy places the organism in Eukaryota, Metazoa, Arthropoda, Insecta, Hymenoptera, Braconidae.